Molecule: messenger RNA, 819 nt
Organism: Manis pentadactyla (Chinese pangolin)
Lineage: Eukaryota; Metazoa; Chordata; Mammalia; Pholidota; Manidae
Gene: C10H12orf42
Product: chromosome 10 C12orf42 homolog
Source: RefSeq, a predicted model, not a curated record
AUGGUUCCAGAGAGAGCUGAGAUGCAAGAAGACGUGGAAACAGAGCAACAGGGAACGUACCUGAGAUCAGCACAUGCUGCCCGAAUCCAGACUGAUUCUCAUGACGCCUCUGGAACCCGUAUCUUCAUUGACAAUGGAUUCCUUGUCAAAAUCCCUGCCUCUGUGCUCUCUUACCCUCCUGCAUCUUCUUCUGUAGCCCCAAGCCCUCAUCGUGAAAGAACAGCCUGGCCCUGCUCUCAGUUCACUGCUCACAUGAAGAAUUUCUCUGAAUUUCUUAAACUUGGCAGUCUACAUUUUCUGCAUUUCCCAGUAUUUCCAGAAAGGAUUCAGACUCCAAUGGCAUGUAAAAGACUGCUUUGUGCUCACCAGUACACUAUCCCCAGGUCUUCUGCUAAAUACUGGGGACAGGCUUCUGUUGAAGAAGAAAGCCGUGGAGAAGCCAGUCCCUUCCAGACACCAUCCGGUGCAUGGGAUGAGACCCCACUGAUCUUCACUGUCAGAAAAGAAAUUAAUAUGGGAGCUAGAGGAGCACCCACUCAGGCUUGGAGCAGUCGAUUUUUGGAUUGGCAAGUGACAAGAAAGCCUAUUCAAUUCCACUCAGUAAAUCUGGUGCACCUGGAGGCUGGAGGCAUACACAUCAAUCUCCCCGCGGCCGGAAAUGCCGUCGGCAGGGGCGCAGUUGCCAGGGCGCCCGAGAUGCUCCUCAAGCAUCCUCAGCCCGCGGGGAGAAAGGCGCGGGCAGACGCCGCGGCCCACGGCGAUCAUCGGGCAGGAGCGCCCUGCUCCGCUCGCCGGUGCUCCCACCGGCUCCCCUCGUAG